Molecule: messenger RNA, 1358 nt
Organism: Marasmius oreades (fairy-ring Marasmius)
Lineage: Eukaryota; Fungi; Basidiomycota; Agaricomycetes; Agaricales; Marasmiaceae
Exons: 5
Coding region: 91-1296 (401 amino acids)
Biological process (GO): protein import into peroxisome matrix, docking
Cellular component (GO): peroxisomal membrane; peroxisomal importomer complex
Molecular function (GO): signaling receptor binding
Source: RefSeq, a predicted model, not a curated record
ACCGGUUGACCCUCUCCGAUCCGGCGACGGCGACCCUCCAGCCUGCACCUUCUACUUAUCUAUUCACCUCCCACAUCGCAGAUUCCCAACAUGUCGGAAGAAACACCUUCUUCCCCCCAGACUGAAGCACGGAAUGUUCAACAAUCCGACGAAACGAAGUCGACCCCGCCGACAGCAUCUUCGCUCACUGUCAAUGCUCUAAAUCCUAACGAAGUCGAUCGCAAUGAACUCGUUUCGCGAGCCAGAACUUUUCUGAGAGCUCCUCAGAUACAAAACCAGGAUAUUUUUGCUAAACGGAAAUUCUUAAUAGAUAAAGGCCUCAACGAACCAGAAAUAGAACAACUUCUGCGAGAGCUUCCUCCUCAACUCCCCAAUGUACCUCCGAGAACGUAUCCGCAGCUCCCUCCGUCUGGGCUUCCGACAUUACUGCUUGGAAUUGUGCGAUUAUUUUCGUGGAUUGUCGGCGGUUCCACCUUGUUGUUAUUCAUAUAUCACCGUUUCCUUAUGCCUCGCAUCAGUCAAACGUCCCGUGCUAGAUGCUCGUUGAAGACCCAUCACUUGACUCUCUUACAGAAACUCAACACCUCUCUGAAGUCGUUGAAAGAGGCUCAGUCAAACGCGUUCGCUGUUCUGCCAUCCCCAGAACUGUAUAAAGAGCCUGUGGAUUACUCCGGAUGCCAUACCGUCGACGAUGUCUUACAGCAAGCCGAGAAACUGAAGACAGAAACCCGGAGCCUUCCUCACAUCACCCUUUUACGUUGUGGAAUUGAGGAGUUCAAGAAUAGGUCUGGUCCGGAAGACUCAGCCGUUCCGUCCACAGAGGAAUUGUUCCAAGUGUUAGAAAGCAAAAUACCUUGGCUAGUUUCUGAGGAUGGAGUUGCAUUCGAGCAUGAAUUAUGGAACACCUUAUCCAACUCCGCUGUUUUUGAAUCGUCUGAUGCCCCUGGAGCGGAAGGCCAAACUUCCGCAGCAACACAUUGGAGGUAUAUCGCCCCAGAGCCAGUACCUCCACCUCCAUUGACAUCGUCCUUGGAAACUCUUUCGUCUACGAUCUUUCAGGGUCGAAGAACCACCUCUCAUCAACGCACCCUCCAAUCCCUUUCAGAAUUCACCGGCUACAUCUCCACUCAAGUUUACGCACCAUACAGGCCACCCUCAUCCAUUACAAGCAAUCCUUUGAAUCCGACACCAGAAGACGAAUUGAAGAAGGAAAUUCGCGCUUUGAAGGGAUUGGUACUGAAUAGGCGCUCGUUCUUACCCACCAUCCCAAAGACGGGUUCAGUAGGCCCGUCGUAAUACUUAUGUAACAUGUGUCAUAGAUUGUGUUUUAACUGAAUGAAAUAUUCGUUACGACUGGU